UAAUUACCAUUUAAAAUUAAUACUUGGUUUAUUAUGGACUACUAUUUAUACCAAAUUGAGAAAAAAACAGUGUUAGCCAAUAUGUACUUAAUGGAGUAAAAAUGGAGUCUUCAAUGUUAUCUGGAACAUAAAUCAAUAUGUUCCCUCGGUUGACAGGGUGUUGUUUGAUCCUGUGCAUAUUGGAAUCGUUGCUAGGGAGCGCCAGGUGCAAAUGGGUUGAGGGUAAUCUCAACACUAAGGAGAAUUGGGCUUUCCUAUCGCGCUUUUGUUUCCUGUCACUAGAUGGCCAAUUCGAAUAUCUGAUAGAGUAUGAUAAAGACAUGGGUAUACCCAACCUUUUGUUAUAUUAUGACGAUGACAGCCAGUGGCCUGCAGUCUACCACAGUACCAAGACAUGCAGAGAACGAGAGGCGGUUCUCAAUAAAGCUGGUCAGAAUCAAAUGAUAAAACUAUCGUACUGGUACCCGGACACUGAGUUUUCUGGUUGCAUCAUCAGAAAAGCCAAUAAAGAAUUACCUGCUGAAAAAAGCACAACAGUAACAGCGUCAACGACUCCCUCAUUACCAACAAUAAAGAACUCGACAACAAAAAGGAAAAAUGGCACAAAAAUAGAACAUCCUUUAGAUCCAGCUUAUUACGAUCAGUUCCUAAAAACUACCACUCCAAAAACAAAAGCUACUAACAAUGAUGGAAAUUUUACUACCUGGUUCGAAAUACUACCAACUGACGAGUUAAAUUUUACAACGGUGUUGCCAGAAGAAGAUCUUUGGGAGAGUGUUGGGACGAACAGAAGUGAUAGUCAAUUUGAAAAUUUGAAAGAUGUAGAAAUAUUGUUCGAUAACCGUAGUAAUGCUAAACAUAAAAUAAAGCGGUCUACAUUUGAACUAUAUGAACAUUACCACCGACGGCGUCUUGCGUCGAAUCAAGCUUAUACUAACAGUAAGAGGAAUGAAAAUAAUAAAAAUGACAAUAUGGAGAGAAUUGUUGUAUCGUGCCAUAACUCUAGACGGUUCCGAUCUGCUAGAGAGAGAUGGUGGUUUAUAGCAAUCAGCAAUUGUGACAGUUCUAAGGGUUUGGAUGUGCGAUAUAAAUUUCUAAUGACAAAUGGCCCCGAUGGUGAUUUUUGGCAUGAACACUUUUCUGCUGACGAGUUUUACGUACUCCCAGUGUUGCUAGCGUACACGUUUGCAUACGUCAUAGUGAUGAUCGCAGUAGUGAUGUGCAGCGUUGAGCUCAAGUCUCGUCACCUUCUACAUUCCACAUACAAACUCUUCCUAAUAUCCAUAGUGGCCCAACACAUAGGGGUGGUCAUGCAGAGUUUAGCGUAUAUACGGUACGCUGUUAACGGUGUUGGUAGCGUCAACGCAAAAGUUAUUGGCCAAUUUUUCUGCGGUGUGUCAGAAACCACGUUUCUGCUGUUAGUCAUUCUGAUGGCUAAAGGAUACACGAUCACGCGGGGUCGGCUCAAAGUGGGGUUCACUGUUAAAUUGACGAUAUUCAUGUGCUGUUAUAUAGUCACAUAUAUUGUCCUGUUUGUGUACCAGGCUAAAGCUUUCGACCCUGGCGAGGUUUUGUAUCUAUACGAGAGUCCGGCAGGGUACGGGCUGAUUGUGUUGCGAAUACUUGCAUGGUGUGUUUUUGCUUAUUCCACUUUCUUCACUGUCAAAAAAUAUCCAGAGAAGAAUAUGUUUUACUGUCCGUUCUUCAUUUGUGGCACUAUCUGGUUUCACGCUGGGGCACUGUUCAUACUCACAGCUAACUCAUACAUAGACAAAUGGGUGAGAGAGAGCGUAGUGACGGCCGUCUUACUCUUCAUCACAUUUAGUGGACACAUCAUGUUUUUGCUACUGACGUUACCUGUAUUUGCCAAUAAGAAUUUCCCGUACCAUGUCCGUACCACACAAAUAGGAGUUAUGGAGAUGACCGGCAACGCAGCCUUAGACAGUUUUGGUCAUAAUGCAUACCAUCCCAGCAACGGAACCGCGCAGACUGUAAUCAUUCCGUUGACUAGACGUACAGAAGAACUAAUUGGGAAUAUGUAUAAUCAGUACAUGGCUUCAGCUCCGCCGCUUUCACUCGAACACCAGACACCGAAAUUAAACGGAAUACCGAAACGAAUCGACGACUCGUUGUCACCGAAAAACCGACUUGUUCAACAAGACAGCACUGACACUAAUACUUCUGAAGAUAUAAAUCCAGUGUUAAAUGAGAAUAGAGAAGUCUUUACAGUUGAAAAUCAAAUGAGGAAGAUUGAUACUGUAUUGCCACAAGAAAACAGAUUAAAGACUGUAUUGCCACAUGAAAGCGUCAAUUUGCCGUCUGUGUUGCCAUACGAGAAUGGUAUUCCAUUAGUAUUGCCAUAUGAAAACGGCGUGAAAUUACCAAAUUCGGGGAUUGAGUCUAGGAAUGAUUUACCCAGUGUGUUGAGAUCUAGAAGGAAUAUUCUAGAACCUAUUAAAAGGGAGGAAGCGCCGGUGCCUUCGUGGUCAUUAGCAAAAGGACCUUGUGUGAUUUCCAUGCAAAAGAAAGCAAAGCCUGUAGAUAAUGAAGAACCACCUAACUCUCCCAAUGGAAGUAUAUCAAUACCGAACGGAAAGAAAGUGCCGCCAGUGAGAAACGGCCUACCAAGUUCGGGUGAAAUUUCUACUAUACACGAAGGGCAUGUGCAAUCUUACCAGAACACUGUCAGCAAAGCUACCAUAGAUCUGUUUAGUGUUGCUAGUAAUAAGGAAUAAUGUUUAACAGUAGUAGAUUUUAAGUCCUAAUCAAGAAUGUAGGCUAAUGUUUACAUAUUUGU
Messenger RNA from Achroia grisella, 2797 nucleotides. Its product is annotated as transmembrane protein 145-like. The transcript is spliced from 16 exons. Bases 138 to 2735 code for a protein of 865 amino acids. The record is from RefSeq and is a predicted model, not a curated record. NCBI's taxonomy places the organism in Eukaryota, Metazoa, Arthropoda, Insecta, Lepidoptera, Pyralidae. Gene Ontology annotation, biological process: G protein-coupled receptor signaling pathway; response to pheromone.